Callorhinchus milii (elephant shark) is the source of this 2000-nucleotide messenger RNA. It is a transcript of the gene dlk2, whose product is annotated as delta-like 2 homolog (Drosophila). The record is from RefSeq and is a predicted model, not a curated record. Lineage: Eukaryota; Metazoa; Chordata; Chondrichthyes; Chimaeriformes; Callorhinchidae. Gene Ontology annotation, molecular function: calcium ion binding. Gene Ontology annotation, cellular component: plasma membrane; protein-containing complex. The transcript has 5 exons. Gene Ontology annotation, biological process: establishment or maintenance of epithelial cell apical/basal polarity; heterophilic cell-cell adhesion. The coding region runs from base 31 to 1197 and encodes 388 amino acids.
AUAAGAAGACCAAGGUCCAUCCAGUUCAGAAUGAGAGGGAUCAGAGACUGGGGACUUCCACUGUGGGGCUUGGCCUGUUUUUUGUGCUCGCCCAGCAUGGCCUCAGGUGCAGAAGACGUGCAGUGUAAUCCUGGUUGUAACCUAUUACAUGGUCGCUGUGAGUCAAGCGAAUGCAGGUGUGAUCCCGGCUGGGAGGGGGAGCUGUGUGAACGUUGUGUCCGUUCUCCGGGCUGUGUGCACGGCACCUGUCACCAACCCUGGCAAUGCAUCUGUCAGACUGACUGGGCUGGACGAUUCUGUGACAAGGACAUUCAUGCUUGCACCCACCAGCAGCCGUGCCAGAAUGGUGGGAGCUGCUUCGACACAGGCGAGGGCGAGCACUGGUGCUCGUGUCCGGAUGGUUUCUAUGGGAAGAACUGUGAGCUGCGGGCAGGACCCUGCACUAAGUCCAGGUCUCCCUGUAAGAAUGGUGGGACGUGCUUGGACCGGGACGGUUUUGCGGACACGCUCACCUGUCGUUGCUUGGCUGGCUUUGUGGGGCCGAGGUGCGAAGAGGACGUCGACGACUGCCUGAUGCGUCCAUGUGCCAAUGGUGCCACCUGCCGGGAUGGAGUGAACCGUUUCUCUUGCAUAUGCCCACAGGGCUUUGAAGGCCGCUUCUGCACCGUCAACUGGGACGAUUGUACCAGCGGUCCAUGCCAGAAUGGUGGUCGGUGCUAUGACCGGGUGGCCGACUUUGAUUGCGUCUGUCUUAAAGGCUACUCUGGGAAGACCUGCUCUUUACCUGUCCCUCAGUGGAGGAAGGAACGGCCAGCGCUGAGCCGCCGAGAUCCUGGGAUUACCAUUCCUCAGCCAGACCAUGCCACUCGGCAGGGAUUGGCAGCGUUACCCGCUGCCAGCCCCACACAGCCCGUGCGGGAACAGGAGAGGCUGCUGAAGGUGGAGGUGAAGGAGCUGCUGUCAGAACCCAGCUCAGCACUAGCCCACAGCCAGAUAGUCGGCCUGAGUGUGUUCGGGGCCCUGACGGCACUGCUGGUCUCAGUGACGGUCGUUGUGAUGCUCUUGUGCCGGCGGCAAGAAGAGCCCUCCCGCAAGCCCCCCCGAUCGGGAGAGAGGGGCCAAGCUGAGGGGGCCAUUAGCUUCCUACAACCCCCUGCUCCCGAGAGCAGGAAGGAGCUUUAUCUUGAUCUAAUGUAGCCACAAUGUUUGGGGCGCUGCCCUGCUGCCAAUGUGGACCCACGCCCCCUGGAGGGCAGGGAAGGAAGUCGCAAUGUAUACAAAGCACUUAAAUGCACAGAAAGUUUGCCCUGCUUGCUAUUCCCUGGUUAAGGGGAAAAGAGGAUGGAAAGCGACGGUGGGUGAACUGAGAGAGGGGCUGGCACCAACAUCAAGCAUCGAGCAGGCAAGAGAUGUUGCGACUUCUGGUAAAAUGGUCCAGAAUACUGCAAGCUGUACUGGUGUGACUCCAAGUGGAGGCAAGAGAGGAAGGAGAGAGUGGUCUGUAUCUAAUCUCCCCUACACCCAGCUGAAAGCUGCACACACAUGGAAGUCAGGUGAAGACAUCAGGUAAUAGCUUCCCUUUCCCUUCUCUCUAUGUCUAUGCCUCUUGGCUGGUCAGGAAUCAUAAGCCAAGUGAGAUAAGGCCUUUAGCUAACCAGUAAGAGUUUGCCCUUCUAUAUGGAACUAUUCUAAGCAGUACAACUGGAUCACAGCUGAUCCAAGUUCCUGCAUGUUUCAGUCAGCUCCCAGGGCUGUCAAUUAGACAGUCAGAAGCAACCAGAAUGUAUCUCUCUCUCUCUCUCUCUCUCUCACACACAUACUCUUUCGGCAUUCCUCGUGGGACCCUCCAGCACUCAGGAUGCCUCUCACUGUCCGGGAUGGCCUGAGAUGCAGGAACUUGAGGCCAAGCACCAACUCCACAAAGGAUAUACCGAAAAAAGGAUACUUUUCACACAAAGCAUAGUGGAAAUGUGGAACUCUCUCCCCCAAAAGACUGUGGA